UUUGUUUUCUUCCCUAGUUGGCAACACAAAUUAAAUAGCGGCAACGAAUUGGAUCCACAUCAUCAUGAUGUAGCCGUUUUGAUAACCCGUAAAAAUAUAUGCGGUAAUAAUUGCAUGACCCUGGGUCUGGCCAAUGUCGGCGGAAUGUGUAAACCAAAACAGUCUUGUAGUGUUAAUGAGGACAAUGGCAUUAUGUUAUCACAUACCAUAGCCCAUGAGUUGGGCCAUAACUUUGGCAUGUUUCAUGAUACGGCAAAAAUUGGCUGUCAUCCGCGUGUGGGUUCUAUAGUUCACAUAAUGACGCCAACGUUUGGUGCGGAUACCCUGCAAGUUUGUUGGUCAAAUUGUAGCCGGAAAUUUAUAACUCACUUUUUGGAUCAAGGUUUGGGCGAUUGCCUGGAUGAUGAACCGACAGCAUUAAACGAGUAUGUCUAUCCGGAUGAAAUGCCAGGAAAGAAAUAUAAUGCCGAAUUGCAAUGUCGCCUACAAUAUAAUGUGACGGAUAGUGAAGUGGAGGCCUGCUCGUCUAUGAAUGAAAUCUGUUCGACAUUAUGGUGUCGUGUCAACGGCGAAUGUAUUACAAAUAUGCGUCCCACUGCUCCGGGAACAUUGUGUGGAAAACGUAAGUGGUGUCAAAAUGGUAAAUGUGUACGCAUCGAACCGUUUGAAAAGGUAGAUGGCUCGUGGGGUGAUUGGUCCGAAUGGAGUGAAUGUUCUCGCAGCUGUGGUGGUGGUGUUUCUAUACAACAGCGUGAAUGUGAUAGUCCGAGGCCAGCUAAUGGUGGUACUUUUUGUAUUGGCGAGAGGAAGAGGUAUAAAAUAUGUAAUCACCAACCCUGUCCCAAAAAUGAGCCAAGCUUCAGAGCCCAACAGUGCGAGAAAUAUAAUGAUAAGCCAUAUCAGGGACAUUUCUAUAAAUGGCUGCCGUUCUUUGAUAAACAAAACCCGUGCAAACUCUACUGCAAUGAUGUGGAUGAUACGAUCAUAGCCAAUUGGGGUGAUAUGGUGUUGGAUGGAACACCCUGUACUUUGGGUACCAAUAAUAUGUGUAUCGAUGGCAUAUGCAGGAAAGUUGGUUGCGAUUGGAUUGUUGACUCGGAUAUGCAGGAGGAUCGUUGUGGCAUUUGUGGUGGCAAUGGCGAUCAAUGUAAACCGGUCAAAGCAGUCUUCAACGAGACGCUUAAGGUGACAGAAGGUUAUGUUGAAAUUGUUGUAUUACCGGCAAAGGCACGUCAUAUCGUUAUCAAGGAAUUGGGAAAUUCACCACAUUUUCUAAGUGUGGCCAAGGCUAAUAGCAGCACCUUUUAUUUGAACGGCGACAGUUUAAUAUCAAUGCCGGGGGAGUUUUUCAUUGCCGGUGCUGAGAGUUUCUAUGAUCGGAUAGAUGAUCAGGAAAUUAUUAAGAUACCACAGCCCAUUGAACAUUCCAUUGCUAUUUAUAUCAUUGUCCGCGGCGAUGAACCCAAUGAGGGUGUCUACUAUGAAUUUACCUUGCCAGCCUUAAAUGCCAGCACAAACAAACACUAUUUGUGGAAACUAAGUGAUUGGACCCAUUGCUCGGUUAGCUGUGGUGGUGGCUUACAAUAUCGGGAACCCAUCUGCUAUGAAAAUGGAAGAGAAACCCUCGAUAUUGAAUUGUGUUGGGCAUUUGCCAAAAAUCCCCGACCAUUGCGCCAUACGAAAAAAUGUAAUAGCACACCUUGCCCAGCCCAUUGGCUGACAGGACCGUGGCAAUUUUGCCCGGUUACUUGUAAAAGUCCUGAUACACCAUUACCGGUGCGUAGACGUUCGGUUAUGUGUCUGGACCACCAUGAUGUCAUUUUGGAUGAUGACAAAUGUAAUCCGUCCACCAGGCCCAUUGAUACGGAUUUUUGUGAAUCCAAUUUGCCCGAUUGUAGUAUAAGAGAAAAAUUACGGACACAUUUUAGUUAAGCUUAGAA
Musca vetustissima is the source of this 1940-nucleotide messenger RNA. It is a transcript of the gene AdamTS-B, whose product is annotated as A disintegrin and metalloproteinase with thrombospondin motifs 12. The transcript has 10 exons. The annotation marks the transcript as partial. Gene Ontology annotation, biological process: proteolysis; extracellular matrix organization. Gene Ontology annotation, molecular function: metalloendopeptidase activity. NCBI's taxonomy places the organism in Eukaryota, Metazoa, Arthropoda, Insecta, Diptera, Muscidae. The record is from RefSeq and is a predicted model, not a curated record. Gene Ontology annotation, cellular component: extracellular matrix.